This is a messenger RNA of Panicum hallii, 1274 nucleotides long. RefSeq names its product E3 ubiquitin-protein ligase TRIM33-like. Lineage: Eukaryota; Viridiplantae; Streptophyta; Magnoliopsida; Poales; Poaceae. The record is from RefSeq and is a predicted model, not a curated record. Bases 1 to 918 code for a protein of 305 amino acids. The transcript is spliced from 4 exons.
AUGGACGGAGACACGAAGAGGUUGGAGGAGGCACCUUUACGAACCCUGCGGCGAUGUGACGGUGCGAGCGAGAACGGCGGCGGCGGCGGCGGCGGGCGGCGGGCGGCGUCUGGCUUCGAGCGAGCGAUUGGAGGCACGGUCGCGGACGAGGACCGCGCUCCCGCCGCCGCAGCAGCAGCAGCAUCCGCACGCCGCGGCGUCCGCCCCGCGACGGGAGGCACGGUCGCCGCGGAGCCGGAGCCAGCGCCGGCCGCGCGGGGGGAGAGGGUGUCCCUGAUGGCGCUGCUGGAGCGGACGGAGCAGCAGUGGGCGGCCCGCGCCGCCGGCGGGCACUGGAAGCGCGUGGACGCGGAGGACGAGGCGCCGGCGGAGGAGAAGGAGAAGGAGAAGGGCGGCGGCGGGGGCGUGGGCGGUCGGUGCUGCGUGUGCGUAGCGCGGGGCAAGGGCGCCGCCUUCAUCCCCUGCGGCCACACCUUCUGCCGCGCCUGCGCCCGCGAGCUCCGCGCCGGCCGCGGCCGCUGCCCGCUCUGCAACGCCACCAUCCGCGAGGCUUACCCUCCGAGCCCCAUGGAGAUGGCGCCGGCGGCGACCUCCGCGAGCCCCGCGGUGAGCACGAGCGCGGAGGAUGCGUUGGCGCCGGAGAGCCCCGCGGCGAGCGCGAAGGGCACGGUGAGGCCGUCGGAGACGCCGAUGAUGAUGUCCCGGACCACCUCGCCGGCCGUGAAGUGCUUCUCGGAGAAGGGCGGCGGCGGGGGCGUGGGCGGUCGGUGCUGCGUGUGCGUAGCGCGGGGCAAGGGCGCCGCCUUCAUCCCCUGCGGCCACACCUUCUGCCGCGCCUGCGCCCGCGAGCUCCGCGCCGGCCGCGGCCGCUGCCCGCUCUGCAACGCCACCAUCCGCGAGGUCCUCAACCUCUUCUGACCCGCCGCCCCUCCGCCGCAUUCCUCCGUCCGCCGCCGCCGGCGACGGCUGUUCGUUCUCUCCGCAAGAACACACCUUUCCAUCGUUUUCGCACCGGUUGGUCCCGGAUUCAUCGUUCAUGCUCCAAGCUGGAACCCGACCAUUCCUUCGAUCACAGAAACCUUGCAGUGUAGAUAAUUUUUUCCGUUUCGUUCUUGCUCUCCCUCCUCCUCGGAACCGAAGAUAGAUUCAACAGCACACUUGUACUGUCAUCGUAGCGGAUGCAGCAUUCAAUCCUGCGAUCCCCAUCUCCAGGACGGACAUCGUAUCCAUCACGAGUAAUUUGUACUAGUGGUCCGGAAUGGUCCCCAUCUCCU